AGUAGCAAUAGGAUGAAUCACAAAUCGCUCUCUGUAGGGCAUCUAAGGUUGUCAAAUGUAUUUCUAUUGUACCCUAUUUAGUGUACUUACACAGGGAUCAUUCAGGCGUUUGGGAUACAGAACAGAUUAGUGCUCUCUUGCGCCCUUACUUGUGAAACUCACGCUUCCUCAUGUUAAGCCGCACUAUCUGUUCUAGACUGUAUUUGCGUUAUGUUUUGUUGCAGAAGAGAAUAUUAGUCGAUGAUAAUAUUUUAUUCAGACAGUUUUGCAGCAGGAUGGACCGCGCAGUUGUGCGCUGUGUGCCCUCGGAGCCCAAGCUGACUAUUUCAUUCACAGUGGCCGGUAGUUACAGACACAUGCUGAGGGAGCAAACAGAGGAGCUGGGUAAAGUGUUGGCCCGGAUAUCUAACAGUAUUAUCAAGGCGCAGAGCAAAGGGAAGAAGUCGAAGAGGAGUAAAGGUGAGAACACGAACACGGAUGCGGCUGAACCGGUGGUGCGGCUUUACUUUAACGGCGACUUGGUGGCUGAAGACGCACUGAACCGCGACGCGUGGCAGGACGGCGCACUUCUGCAGAUCGGAGACGCAAAAUACAAAGUCGAACGCAAUCCUCCGACUUUCACCACCGCACAGCUCCCUGCGUCAGUCCUCGCCGGAUUUCCUGUCUGCCCCAAACUGGAGAUUGAAUUCGGGGAUUUGAGGUUCUGUGUGUUUAAGUGGUACAAGGAGAGCUCUCCAAAUGCGCACACACGUGGAGAAGAGGACUCCUGGGUGGAAGCAGGAAGCGACCGAGUGUUUACACCAUCCAAUAUGGACGUGGGCUUGAGACUGAAGCUGAAAUGCAUGCCGGGAAACGAGUCCAGGUUAGGCCUUGAGCUAGAGCUGGUAACCUUAAGCACAGUGGAGGCUGGUCCAGGGGUUUGCACGUUUGACAGCAGACACUUGUACACCUGCAAGCUCACGAAUGACUCCACGACCAGGGUUGUGACAUACAACAUCUUAGCAGACAUCUACAGUCAAACUGAGUUCUCUAAAACAGUCCUGUACCCUUACUGCGCUCCAUAUGCGCUUGAACUCGACUACAGGCAGAACCUCAUCAAGAAGGAGCUUUCAGGCUAUAAUGCAGACAUCAUCUGUCUCCAGGAGGUGGAUAAAGGAGUUUUCGGUGAUAGCCUGGCACCUGCACUGGACGCAUUCGGCAUGGACGGGGUGUUCAAAGUGAAAGAGAAGCAGCACGAAGGACUGGCCACGUUUUACAGGAGAUCGAAGUUCAAGAUGCUGUCAAGACACGACGUGAUGUUGAGCGAGGCCUUAGAAAUGGACGCACUCCAUAGAGUGCUCCUGGAGAAACUGUCCACCAACCCAGUGCUGAAAGCGAAGGUGGUACAGAGAAGUACAACGUUGCAGGUAACUGUUUUCCAGUCCAUAUGCGAUCCAUUAAAGAUAGUGUGUGUCGCAAACACACAUCUCUACUGGCACCCUAAAGGAUCAAACGUUCGAUUAAUACAGAUGGCUGUGGCCCUAAAUCACCUGAAGAAAGUCAUGGCGGAAGAACACGCCAGCACUCUGAUAUUCUGCGGCGAUUUCAACAGCACACCAUCAUCAGGACUCUUUCAGCUGCUCAGUCAGGGUUCGAUUGCAGAGCAGCACACUGACUGGGCAUCUAAUGGGCCUGAGGAGCUUCUUCAAAUGGAGCUUCACAGCCCCUUUCAGUUGACCAGUGCGUGUGGAGAACCGGACUACACCAACUUCGUAGGAGGCUUUAAUGGUUGUCUGGACUACGUUUUCAUUGAGCUGCAGGCACUGCAGGUAGAGCAGGUUAUUCCUCUGCCCAGUCACGAGGAGGUCACCACGUACCAGGCCCUUCCCAGUGUCUCUCACCCAUCUGACCAUAUCGCUUUAGUCUGCGACCUCAAAUGGAAAUAAGGUUGAGACGCAGCCUCAGCUUUCGUUCUGCAAGUGAACAUCUAGAUCGGGUUUUAAAUCUACAGAAUCACGUUCCCUUCUCCGGCUGAGGGUAGAACACUUCACUUUCUGAUUUAUCAAUCUGUUUGACUGAUGGAUUAUUGUGGUGAUAUUUACAUCUAUAAAGAGCAUGAACAGC
Molecule: messenger RNA, 2103 nt
Organism: Ictalurus furcatus (blue catfish)
Lineage: Eukaryota; Metazoa; Chordata; Actinopteri; Siluriformes; Ictaluridae
Gene: pde12
Product: phosphodiesterase 12
Exons: 3
Coding region: 171-1925 (584 amino acids)
Biological process (GO): nuclear-transcribed mRNA catabolic process, deadenylation-dependent decay
Cellular component (GO): mitochondrion
Molecular function (GO): 3'-5'-RNA exonuclease activity
Source: RefSeq, a predicted model, not a curated record